UGGUCUUUCUGGGAAGUUUCAGUGGCCUAGGUUACCACGCGGUCCACGUUGUGACAAGAAAGUCAGAGAAGCCGAAUAAUAAGUAUCGCAAGAGACCAGGGCUCCACGGACUCACUACUCUUCUUCCACUUUACCCAAUGGCGCACGUCUUUCCCAAACCCAGCCACUCUGGGAUUCGCUCCACAAUCUACAACUUCCAGAAUCUGGACUACGUUCCAUGGCAGCGGUCCAAGCAGAAAACCAAGUCACCUACUCUGCCUCCCAUCCUACAAACCAGAGGCCACCAGAAGAGCAAAACGAAGACUUUGACUAGCGUCCUGCCAGGGUUGCAUUCCAAGCCCACCACGUCUAUGACAAGCCAACUGAGGAAUCCACAAGAAAAGCAUAGAGGGAGGUUGGACUCCGGGAAGACACAGAAGAAAAUGCGGCUUUUGAGGGCGUUGCUCAGGAACAGGCAAACCACGCUGCAGGAGCUCUCCAGCCAUGAGGUCUUUCUCACCAAGCUCAACCUGGAGCUGAUCAAGGACAUCCAGGACAUGGAAGACAGCUCGGCCCUGAAAGUGCGCACGAUGCUGCAGGAGCAGGACAUCCUCCAGACUAUCGUGGACAUCUUGGAGUACUCGAACAAGAAGAAGCUGCAGCAGCUCAAGUGUGAACUUAAGGAGUGGGAGGAGAAGGAGGAGUCCAAGAUGAAGUCCCUGGCGCAGCAGGUAGAGCAGCUGAAUGCCAAGAUUGAGAAGACCUCCAAGGAAGUGAGCUUCCUGAGCACGUACAUGGACCAUGAGUAUCCUGUCAAGUCGGUCCAGAUCGCCAGCCUUGUGCGUCAACUGCAGCAGAUAAAGGACAACCAGCAGGAUGAGCUGGAUGACCUUGGUGAGAUGCGCAGAAUGGUCCUGCAGUCUUUGUCUAAUCAGAUUCAGAAGAAGAAGAAAAAGCUUCUGCAAGCUCUGGUGGUGAAAAGCCAGCAGCCCCAUCAGGAAGCUCUUCUGCAGAAGACCCGGGACAACCAGGACAUGCUGAAGUACAUGGACAAGUUCCGAGAAUUUAUCAACCAGUUUGAGGAGGAAAUACCCAUACUGAAGGCCGAGUUGGAGCAGCUCCAGGUGCAGGUCCAGGAGCCCCGAGAGAUCGUAUUUGCAGAUGUUCUGCUUCGGAGACCCAAGUGCACCCCAGACAUGGACGUCAUCCUCAACAUCCCCGUGGAAGAGCUGCUGCCCUUCUAGAUGCCGGGUCCAGGGGCCAGCCUUUCCUCCCUGCUCUUUUUCCUAUACCUGGAGCCUUGACUUAUCUUCUUCUCUGAGCGCAUGCCCACUUUCAGAGCCUGGUCUCCUCUUCCUCCCUUCCUUCCUUCCCCGCCUCCCUUUCUCUCUCUUUUCCUUCCUUCUUUCCUUCCAUCCUUCCUUUCUUCCUUCCUCCCUCCCCG
Molecule: messenger RNA, 1423 nt
Organism: Enhydra lutris kenyoni (northern sea otter)
Lineage: Eukaryota; Metazoa; Chordata; Mammalia; Carnivora; Mustelidae
Product: chromosome unknown C20orf96 homolog
Exons: 11
Coding region: 138-1223 (361 amino acids)
Source: RefSeq, a predicted model, not a curated record